CGAGGCUCUGCUGAGUGCUCUUCUCUUCACUUUCACAUAGAGAAACACUGACUGGCCACUGAAACAUACACACACACAGACACACAGAGAGGUCACUAUCACAUGACAAAGGCUUUGAGACAGCUUCAUCUUCCUCUGUCUGUAAUUUCCAUUUGCCUUCCUGGGUUUCAGUCUCUUGUGAUGUCAUAAUCCUACUAGUUCUCCAGGCUGCCGAGACUCUUCACCCAGCAGCAGGUCACAGUAAUGAAAGGCAGUAAUCGGAAUAAGGAUCAUUCAACAGAAGGAGAGGGAACUGGGAAACGACCAAAGAGAAAGUGUCUUCAGUGGCAUCCACUACUUGCAAAGAAAAUCCUUGACUUUUCUGAAGAGGAGGAGGAAGAAGAGGAAGAAGAAGAUAUCGAUAAGGUCCAACUUCUUGGAGCUGAAGGUCUAGAGCACGAUGCUGAUGAAACAGAAGAUGAUGAAUCCUCAGAGCAGCGAGCCCGCAGGCCAAUGAACGCAUUUCUCUUAUUUUGCAAACGUCAUCGCUCCCUUGUGCGGCAGGAACACCCCCGUCUGGACAAUCGUGGUGCUACCAAGAUAUUGGCAGAUUGGUGGGCUGUUCUAGACCCGAAAGAAAAGCAGAAAUACACUGACAUGGCCAAGGAGUACAAAGAUGCAUUUAUGAAGGCAAAUCCUGGCUACAAGUGGUGCCCUACAACAAACAAACCUGUGAAAACCCAGUCAUCCACUGUUACAAACAGAAAAAAGCUAUGGGCCUUCCCGCCAGAAUCUGCAAAAGAUUUACCAAGUCCCAAGAAAGUGGCAAAGAAUGAAGAAAUGCCUCAGCUGAACUUUGGAAUGGCAGAUCCUACGCAGAUGGGAGGCCUGAGUAUGCUGCUUUUAGCAGGGGAACAUGCCCUGACUGCACAAGAAGUUUCCUCGAGUACUUGCCAGUCUGAUGCAUCUAAUUCUACUGAAGCAUGUCAGAAGUCACCAUUGUUCCAGUUUGCAGAGCUCUCUUCAAGCCCAUCACAACCUGAUGCCCCGGCGGCUGCAAAACAAACGGAGGAGUCAGCACUGUUUCAGUUUGCGGAGAUCUCAUCAAAUACUUCACAGCUGGGGAGCCCUGAGCCUGUAAAGCACUGUGGGAAGUCAGCACUCUUCCAGCUGGCAGAGAUGUGCCUUGCAUCAGAGGCGGUAAAAGUGAAAGAACCUGGGAAGGUGGAAGUGGAAACAUCGGUGGAUGUGAAAGCAGAAGCUCCAGAGGAAGUGAAGGUGAAAGAAUUGGAGAAGGUGAACGUGAAAGACUCACAGGAAGUAAAAGUGGAAGAAUCUGAGAUGGUGAAAAAUCAAAAUGACGAAAAGACAAAAACCGAAGAGUUGGAGAAAGUUACACAAUGCAGUCACUUUACUGAUCCGGCAGCAGACAGCAGUACUUUAGAGAUAAAUAAUAGUACCAGUGCAAAGGAUCACACAUGCCAUUCUCAAGACCUUUCACUGGCUGACUUUAAUACCCUGGGGCUGAGCAAACCAGAAAAGAUAAAAAAGAAAAAGAAAAAAAAUAAGCUGGACCGGCACACAAACGAAAAAUCCACCCCCAAGAAGGCUUGUAAAAAGAGGCAGUCCUCUGAGUCGGACAUUGAAAGCGUCAUUUAUACUAUCGAAGCAGUUGCAAAGGGCGACUGGGGCGCCGAGAGACUCGUCGAAAUCCCCCGGAAGAAGGUCCGCCCUGCCUCAAACAUGAAGGGAAGUGUGUUGGACACAAAGUCACCAAAGAAAAAAGUGAAAUCAAAAGAGAAGAGAGCAUCAAAGGAGAAAUCCUCGGAGACCACCAAAGAAUCAAAGCCUCCCGACUUUCUUAGUAUUACAGCCAAUACGGAGGCGCCUUGUGAGGUACCUGACAACAUAAAAGCAGAACCAUUGACCCCAACAGAGGAUGUGGUACCACAGAGUUUACCUGGACAGGUCAAAACAGCAGACAGUGACUGUAAUAAAAAGAUUGAAACCUGUGGCUCCAGGAAAUCAGAGCGAUCUUGCAAAGGUGCUCUUUAUAAGACUCUGGUGUCAGAGGGCAUGCUCACGUCCCUGCGUGCCAAUGUGGACAGAGGCAAACGAAGCUCAGGAAAAGGCAACUCCUCAGACCAUGAAGGAUGCUGGAAUGAAGAAAGCUGGGCCUUUUCCCCAAGUGGGAUGAGUGGGAGUAAAAAGCUGAAAAAAACUAAGCCAAAGGAAGAAUUUGUUCUGGGUUUAGCAAAAUUGGAAGAAGAAUUUGAAAAAAAAUUCAACAGCCUCCCUCAGUACAGUCCCAUUACGUUUGACCGGAAAAGCGUAUCUGUUCCAAGGAAAAAGAAGAAGGUUGGAAGCUGUCCAGCAGAACAACCAAAAUCCAACAAAGGUUCAUUCCAGUCUCAGAAAAAGAACUUAUUCCACAAAAUUGUCAACAAAUAUAAGCACAAAAAGGAGAAGUUUAAGGUUCCGGAAAAAGGUACUGCCAUACUUGCAGAAGACAAAAACCCCAGUGAGCCUGCACGGAAGAAUAAAACUUCUGUAUCUGUCCCAAAUACUCCAGAGCCAGCACUGCUGCAUGAACCUUUGGUUGGUAGCCAAAAGAGGAAAGCGAGGAAAACUAAGAUCACACAUCUUGUUCGGACAGCAGAUGGCCGAGUGUCACCAGCAGGAGGGGCUCAGGAGGAAAAACCAAAGGAGCUACCACAGAGUAGUCUCCAAAAAACAUCAAGUGCGGAGACCGAUUGCAACGACGAAUGCUCUAGAAGCACAGAAGCAGAGGACACUCAUAGUAUUACGCCAGGCAUGCCAGCUGUGUCUGCAUUCUUUAGCCUAGCUGCUCUAGCAGAAGUAGCAGCAAUGGAAAAUGUACACAGAAGUCAGAGGGCAGCGCCUCUCCCACGUGACGGACAGCCAAAAGAAAUGUCUCAGGCUCCGGUGCUUAUUUCCUGCGCCGACCAGUGA
This is a messenger RNA of Emys orbicularis (European pond turtle), 2952 nucleotides long. It is a transcript of the gene BBX, whose product is annotated as BBX high mobility group box domain containing. The transcript has 17 exons. Gene Ontology annotation, molecular function: DNA-binding transcription factor activity, RNA polymerase II-specific; RNA polymerase II transcription regulatory region sequence-specific DNA binding. Gene Ontology annotation, cellular component: nucleus. Gene Ontology annotation, biological process: regulation of transcription by RNA polymerase II. NCBI's taxonomy places the organism in Eukaryota, Metazoa, Chordata, Testudines, Emydidae. The record is from RefSeq and is a predicted model, not a curated record. Bases 244 to 2952 code for a protein of 902 amino acids.